Molecule: messenger RNA, 2022 nt
Organism: Oxyura jamaicensis (ruddy duck)
Lineage: Eukaryota; Metazoa; Chordata; Aves; Anseriformes; Anatidae
Gene: OIP5
Product: Opa interacting protein 5
Biological process (GO): CENP-A containing chromatin assembly; chromosome segregation
Cellular component (GO): chromosome, centromeric region; chromatin; nucleus
Source: RefSeq, a predicted model, not a curated record
UUGAAACGCGCCAGGCGCCGCUUGAGCGGGCUCUGGGACGCCCUUUCCAAGCUGCUAAGAUUGACACCCCGACCGUCCAAUAGCAACGCGGAUUCACCGAGCGCACUCCAAUCGCGAGGCGGGGAGGGCGGGGCGCCGCGUUCGAGGGCCGGGCUGGAGAAGAUGGCGGUGCGGCAGCAGCUGCGGCAGCUGUUCCAGGAGCCGCGCAUCAGCGGCGUCAUCACGGUGGAGCGGCCCCGCCGGCCCCCCCCCGCCCCGCCGCCGCCUCCGCCUCCGUCCCGGGCCCCAGAGGAGGCUCCGCUGCAGUGGCGGGGGCUGCGGCCGGAGGACUGCGCCGUGUUCCAGUGCCGCGGGUGCCGGACAGUGCUGGGGGACUCGCUGCACCUGUGCGCGCAGGAGGAGCGGCGGCUCGGCCUCCUCGCCUGCCUCAGAGUCACCGGGGACGUGGCCUGGGAGGACGCGCUGCUGGUGGGCCUGGAGGGAGCCCUGCUAGGCUGUGCUUACAAUGCGUUACACUGUCGGUCGUGUGGCUCGAUGGUGGGCUUCAUUCUUUAUUCUGCGUUCAGUAACCUGGCUCAUCUCCGAGGCUUAUUCUGUUUCUUCAAGGAGAGCAUCCUCUGCUAUCUUUUAAAAAACAAAAUAACAGUAGAAGCAUCUAAGGUGAAUUUUCCUGCUUUGACCCUAAAGGAACAACUGAGGAAACUGAAAGAAAAGCUUGUGAUGGUUCACAUGCGCCUAGAAUUGCUGACAAAGAAGAUGGAGGAUCUGAAGCAAAAGAACAUGGCAGAAAAGUAUGGCUCUGCAUCAGAUGCAGUUGCCCUAAUGCCAGGAUAUGCAGUAGUCAACACCAACAAUAAUACACCAUUUUGAAGAACUACCUGGGCCGUUUCCGCAUCUCUACUGAGUUUGUUCAUUAUGAGGAAAUAAUGCAGCAGAACAGGUUUGAGAAAGCUGAUCUGUCACUAUAUCUGUGUACAGAAAGAAUUGGGACUUAAAUGCACCUCUUUGUUCUGAGGGGAACACCUGAAAAUCUAACAUUCUUAAGCUAUGCUCAGAAAAAUGUGUUGGCUGCUCCACAAAGCUUAGGCUGUGAGCCACUGCCUUUGAUAGAUGUAAGUCUUUCCGGCCCGGGUUGAAGCUGUGAAAGCAAGGAACAGUCUUUUCUUCCCCUUUACUUCUAGUCAAUCACAGGAACACUCUUCUUUUGAAGCUGUGAUGAUCUUCCUGCUGCCUCCCCUUGGCCAGUCAAGAUGUCUUGUAAAAGUUACCUAAUGGGUACUUACUAGCUUUGAUUGUUGAUUGGAUUCUGCUUUUUUUUCUGAACACCUAGAAAAUAAUUUGAUGGAAAAGGAAGAAGGUUACUUACCCCUAGUUAUUGAGACAGAAUAUCUUUGUCCCUUGUUCCCUUUUGUUGGAAGACUGAGAGGUCAUUUUCCUCUUCCUCUUGCUGCCUAAAGGGCUGAUUAUUGAAACUGUCUCUAAAAUUUAGUAGCUUCAUGUAACAGUCUGGAGAGGGUUGUACUUAUUUAAUCAGAUUCGUUCCAGUGAUUCAGUUUGCCAUUCCCUUUGUUCUGCUUUCCAUAUGUGAUUGGCAGAUUGCACCGUGUUGCUGAUGAUACCAGGACUCUCUGUAUUUCAUGGUCUUAUUUAUUUGUAAAAUAACUCUUGUCAGGCUUGGAGCAGAGGGUAUAAAACUCACUGCAAGGCACCUUGCAGGCUUAUGUGGGCAGCUGGUAUUUAUGCUACUACUUACGUUCAGUGUGCUGUUUUUUGAUUAAAAGUCCUGGAUUGUCUCCAUUUAUUCCGAUUAAGCAAUAACAGUAUCAAGAGCCAUUCUGCUGGGAGAGAAGCAGCUCCUUCUGUUAAAUUCUAACAGUACCUGUUAUCUAAACGAUGAUUAUCAUCAUCAUCGGUGUUUUACAACUUGGACAGAUAUAAGUGCAGAAAUGCAGUAUUUCUCAAUGACAGCUAAAUUUGGGCUAUGAAAAGUAACUACCUGAAAUAAAUGUUACACUCUGGUAA